Molecule: messenger RNA, 1164 nt
Organism: Acromyrmex echinatior (Panamanian leafcutter ant)
Lineage: Eukaryota; Metazoa; Arthropoda; Insecta; Hymenoptera; Formicidae
Gene: RpL24-like
Product: ribosomal protein L24-like
Biological process (GO): ribosomal large subunit biogenesis
Cellular component (GO): nucleolus
Molecular function (GO): structural constituent of ribosome
Source: RefSeq, a predicted model, not a curated record
ACUUACGUACUCACCGACAGGCCCACGUGUUUUUCUCAAAUUCUCACAACUAUUCUGUAUGCACAACUUAUCGCAAUAUGCGUAUAGAGACGUGUUAUUUUUGUUCAUCUCGGAUAUUUCCGGGACAUGGAAUUCAGUUUGUAAGGAAUGAUUGUAAGAUAUUCAAGUUCUGUCGCUCGAAAUGUCACGCUGCAUUCAAAAAGAAGAAGAAUCCCAGAAAAGUCAAAUGGACCAAAGCCUUCAGAAAGACAGUUGGCAAAGAUUUGGCAGUGGAUCCGUCGUUCGAGUUUGAAAAGAGGAGAAAUGUACCCAUCAAAUAUAACAGAGAAUUAUGGAGCAAGACUAUAGAAGCAAUGAAAAAGGUAGAAAUUAUCAGGCAGAGGCGACAGAAUCUACACAUUAUGCAGCGAUUACGUAAGGGAAAAGAACUCGAACAGGAGAGAGAUAUCAAGGAGGUGCAGCGUGACUUGUCUCUCAUCCGUUCACCAGCCGCUGGCCUCAAACAGAGGAAGAAGCAAGAAGAGGCAGAAGAACAGGAACACAUGCAAGUAGAUGAAGAUUCCAACAAUGAACUCGAAGCCGAGGCAGAAGUAAAUUAAAUCGUUGUAUAUAUUUUUAUAUAUCAUUUCAAUAUCCUAAAUCGUUUCCACUAUAUCAAUUAAUUAUUGAUUAUAAGUUAUAAUAAUUCUAUGUAAAUAUAUCUACAUAGUAUCUACGUAGAUAUAAUUUUAAAAAAAAUAAAGAAAUGCGAAAUUGUGGAAAAUUAUGCGAAAACUACACAAGAGAAUAAAAAAUUUUUAAAUUUUAUUUCUCUUAUCUAUUAUUUUUUAAUGUCAAGUUUGACAAAUAAAAAAUCAUGGAUAUUUAUUCUCUCAGUUUUCUUUUUACCAAAAGUUUCGAGUUUCAAACUUUUUAAAGAGAUUACAGAUGGAGUUACUAGGCUUAAUUAUGAGCAAAUUGAAAUCUACUUGGUUUAAUAUGCGAUCUCUAGUCUAAUCUAGUCUAUUCACUAAAUCCGUUCCAUAGCUGUUCAUGCAUUGUGCAAUGUCGAUACGAUAUUCUUGUCAUUGGGAACACAUAAUAAGAAUAAAUAAUGUUCUCCCAUUAAAUCGCACAAUUAUACAUGUACAAUGAGCGCAUAUUAAAGCUGCAUCCGCAUCUCAA